CAGAGGCGGGGGAGUUGGGUGAGCGCGGUCUGCGCACUGAGGUCGCCCGCGGCCUCCGAGCUCGCUCCCCCGGGAAAUCCUCCAGAUUCUUUUGUGGUCGUUGUCAGAGACCAGCGACCGAUCUGGGGUCUUUUUUGAAGUGUGCAAACCUUUCGGUGUGUACGGGAGUCCCAGGAAAAUGUAUUUUUUGAGCGCCAUCUCUAACAAAGCUGUUUAUGGGGCGUGGGAUGUUCGGGUUUGUAAAAUGUGUGUUGAAAACACAAACUGCACGCAUUUGAACAAUGGGGCAUGGAUGCUCUGGCUUCCUUUUCCGGUACCCUCUGCUACUAGGCUUAUUAAAAUAGGUUCUGGUACCUACUGUGUGCAGGACAGGUGAGGAAGAACUUCUGCUGCACUGCCCCUGGAGGAAGAGUCGCCCUGACUGAAAGUAUUCUAGUGGGAGCCGAUGGCUUAUGCUACAAGAAGUGGGAAGCUGGGGAGGAUGAUGGGACUAGAGAAGGGUUUCUUAACCAGGGCACUAUUGACGUUUUGGGCCAGAUAAUUCUUGCUUGUGGGGCGCUGUCCUGUGCAUUAUAGGAUGCUUAGCAGCAUCUUUGGCCUCUACCCACUAACCACCAAAAAAAAAACCCAUUGCCGUCGAGUCAGUUUUGACUUAUAGCGACCCUAUAGGACAGGGUAGAGCUGCCCCACAGGGUUUUCAAGGCUGUAAUUCUUUACAGACGCAGACUGCCACAUCUUCCUCCGGUGGAGUGGCUGGUGGGUUCGAACCGCCGACCUUUUGAUUAGCAGCCCAGUGCUUAACCACUGUGCCACCAGGUCUCCUCUACCCACUAGAUGCCAAUAACAUCCUUCCCUUCUUUUUCAGUUAUGAGGCUCAGAAAUGCCUCGAGACAUAGCCAAAUCCCCAUGGGGGCAAAACCACCCCAGGAUGAGAACCACUGGACUAGAUGAUCUUCCACUGAGUCCCUCAAACCCCAUCCUUCACUCUUAUGCCCUGGUGUUCAAGGCUCCCAAGAGCUUGGAUAAGCUGAACUGUGAGAGCCUUGGUUUCCCUGUCUGUAAAAUGGGAAGGACAAGAAUAUUCUUGUGCAAAUUUGAGAAAACAGUUUGAGAAGCCCCUAGCAUUGUGCCUGGCCUGUGCAUGAUUUUUUAAAAAAUACCAUGUCUAAUGGUUAUGAAGACCACAUGGCCGAAGACUGCAGGGAUGAUAUCGGGAGAACGAAUUUAAUUGUCAACUAUCUCCCUCAGAACAUGACCCAGGAUGAGCUACGAAGUCUGUUCAGCAGUAUUGGCGAAGUUGAGUCUGCAAAACUUAUUCGAGAUAAAGUAGCAGGACACAGCUUGGGCUAUGGCUUUGUGAACUACGUGACUGCAAAAGACGCGGAAAGAGCAAUAAACACGCUGAAUGGCCUGAGGCUCCAGUCCAAAACCAUUAAGGUGUCAUACGCCCGCCCGAGCUCUGAGGUCAUCAAAGACGCCAACCUGUACAUCAGCGGGCUCCCGAGGACCAUGACCCAGAAGGACGUGGAGGACAUGUUCUCGCGGUUCGGACGCAUCAUCAACUCCCGUGUGCUUGUGGACCAGACCACAGGUUUAUCCAGAGGGGUUGCGUUUAUCCGGUUUGACAAACGGUCGGAGGCAGAAGAGGCAAUUACCAGUUUCAAUGGUCAUAAACCCCCAGGUUCCUCCGAGCCCAUCACAGUGAAGUUUGCCGCCAAUCCCAACCAGAACAAAAACGUGGCGCUGCUCUCCCAGCUGUACCACUCGCCCGCGAGACGGUUCGGAGGGCCCGUGCACCACCAGGCGCAGAGAUUCAGGUUCUCCCCGAUGGGUGUAGAUCACAUGAGCGGGCUCUCUGGCGUCAACGUCCCAGGCAAUGCAUCUUCGGGCUGGUGCAUCUUCAUCUACAACCUCGGGCAGGACGCCGACGAGGGAAUCCUCUGGCAGAUGUUUGGCCCCUUUGGCGCCGUCACCAAUGUGAAAGUGAUCCGCGACUUCAACACCAACAAGUGCAAAGGGUUUGGCUUUGUGACCAUGACAAACUAUGAAGAAGCCGCGAUGGCCAUAGCCAGUCUGAACGGCUACCGCCUGGGGGACAAAAUCUUACAGGUUUCCUUCAAAACCAACAAGUCCCACAAAUAACUCGCUCAUGCUUUUUUGUACGGAAUAGAUAAUUAAGAGUGACCGAAGUUGAAACUUUUUUGUUAGUGUACAACUCACUUUGCGCCAAUUUUCACAAGUGUUUGUCUUAGUCUAAAUGAGAAGUGAAAAGGUUUUUUAUACUCUGGGAUGCAACCGACAUGUUCAAAUGUUUGAAAUCCCACAUGUUAGACCAAUUUUAAGUUUCUUAAGUUAUUUCCUUUAAAAUAUAUAUUAAACAGAAAUCUAAGUAGACUGCAUUAACUAACCAGUCCCUCUGGAUGGUGGUAAAACUGAAGCAUGCUUUAACUUAUAAGACUGUCUAACAUUUCGUUUCAUUCGAUGUCUCCACGAACUGGAUAAAAAAAAAAGGAAACGUUAUCUUUUAGUUUUAGUUUUUCAACUACAGAUGUUAGACAGACACUGAGUGUGCGUUUUCUCAACCGCUUCCACAUUUUAAGCGAUUGAUGCUUUGGUUGGCAGGAAAUUGCUUCCCCGAGCAGGUUCCAUUGCCACCUCCCACUCACUCAGCCCCGGGCUCUGCCAAGCGGCCUCGGAAGGGCCAGCGUGCCCGGCCGAGGGGCGCUUUCAUGGGGAGGGGGCCACGGGCUGUCCAGAGAAGGGCACACACAGGUUUUGUAAGCCCGGGCGCCAAUGGGGACGGACCAAAGAGUUUCAGGGAAACUCCAGUGUAUUCCAGAGUCAGCUCUGAGCUCCAGGCACACCUGGAGACAUGUCGCUGCUCCGACCUCCCAAAUCUGCCCAAACAUGCAUGCACGGUGCCCCCACAGCGGACACGGUUGUUCACUUCCUCCAGUCUCUGAGACCAUUCACCACAGCUUGAACGCGUACCAUAGCGCUGUGUUUUAACCACACAUAAACAUUUGAGCAUUGUAUCUUUCGCAUCCCUUGUGAGCGCUAGGCUUUCCUUCCUAUUUUAGUCGGAUUUUUGUUUUGAAAUUUUGCUUUCGUAUGAACACUCAGCAGAAAAGUACUUAUUUCUUGCUGGUUAGCUAUUAACAAAAGUCUUUGAUUGUAGUCCUAAAGAAGAACCCGCAACGCUCUCUCCGUAACUGCCUUUACAUUUUGGGUUGCUCUGUUAAUUUUUCUUUUGCUUUUUUUGUGUUUUUUGUUUGUUUUUACUUUUGCAUUUAAGACCAUUAAAUUUGAUUUUGUUUUGCUCGA
Loxodonta africana (African savanna elephant) is the source of this 3324-nucleotide messenger RNA. It is a transcript of the gene ELAVL1, whose product is annotated as ELAV like RNA binding protein 1. Bases 1162 to 2142 code for a protein of 326 amino acids. The record is from RefSeq and is a predicted model, not a curated record. Gene Ontology annotation, cellular component: ribonucleoprotein complex. The transcript has 6 exons. Gene Ontology annotation, molecular function: RNA binding. NCBI's taxonomy places the organism in Eukaryota, Metazoa, Chordata, Mammalia, Proboscidea, Elephantidae.